AUGCCGAAAAAAAUGCCUGAAAAGUGUGGAGGAACCGACACAGCAAAUCCGUUCAGGAUGCUGAGAGUCUCUUCACCGACUGACCACAACAAUAUAUUAUCCUACAAUGUACAUCCUGACGGCCACGAAAAUCCCGCAGAACUGAAGAGCAAUAUUACUGAAUACCAAUUGAAGUAA
Molecule: messenger RNA, 177 nt
Organism: Cinara cedri
Lineage: Eukaryota; Metazoa; Arthropoda; Insecta; Hemiptera; Aphididae
Source: the annotation of a GenBank genome assembly